Molecule: messenger RNA, 1092 nt
Organism: Trypanosoma grayi
Lineage: Eukaryota; Euglenozoa; Kinetoplastea; Trypanosomatida; Trypanosomatidae
Product: protein phosphatase 2C
Exons: 1
Coding region: 1-1092 (363 amino acids)
Source: RefSeq, a predicted model, not a curated record
AUGGGCGGGCGGCAGAGCACACCCGUCCCGGUGGAGGUCCAGCGGGCAGCGGCGAACGACACCAGCAAUUGGGGCGCGCCGCCGGUGGAUAUCCCCGAGGACGAGAGGGACCCCGAGGAGCUCGUGCUUCAGACGUGGGCGUACUGCAAGGCGAAGCCAACCCCCGCGCAGAACUAUCGUAGCGACGUGGAGGAGCGCAAGCGGCGCCAGUCAGUGGCGUGGCGCAAACGCGCGAGUUUCAUUGAGCUCGACUGCGGUGAGGACAGCUUCUUUGUGUCCAACACGUACAAAGUCAUCGGCGUGGCGGACGGUGUGGGCGGGUGGCGCGAUGAGGGUGUGGACCCCGCGCUAUUCGCAAACUCAUUGAUGGAGAACGCAAAGCUCUUCUCCGAGACACACCGCAAUGAAUUGAACCCCGAGCUCAUCAUGCAGUCGGCAUUCGACAAGGUGUUGAACGACAAGAAGGUGAAGGCAGGCAGCAGCACCGCGUGCGUGGCGUCGCUGCGCAAGAAUGAGGCAGGCAAGCUUUUACUCGACGUUGCCAAUGUGGGCGACAGCGGCCUCCUCGUGGUGCGGAACCGCCGCGUGCUGCACCGCAUCCACGAGAAGGUGCACGGCUUCAACGCCCCGUUCCAGCUGGCGGUGCUGCCGCCGCACCUGCGCGGCCGUGCCUUCUCUGACCAAGUGAGCGACGCCACGAGGGAGUCGGUUGAGGUGCAGAAGGGGGACGUCGUGAUCGCCGCCAGCGACGGGCUAUUCGACAACAGCUUCAACGCCACCCUCGCCUCCGACGCCGGGUGGAUCGGGCGGGUGGAUGGCAGUGUGUUCGAGCGCGUCCCGCUUGUCGGCUUCGUGCUGAGCGCCGUCUUCGCUGACGAGAAGGUCGCGUACGUCGACCCACAGCGGGUGGCGCAGCGUAUCGUGCAGGACGCGUACAAGGUGUCGCUCGACCACGAGGCGCACACACCGUGGUCGGCGAUGCUGCGCAAGUUCGGCGCGACAGAUGCCAAGGGCGGGAAGACGGACGACAUCACCAUUGUGCUGAGCCGCGUCACGACACGCGAGGAGCUCAACGCCAGCGGUGCGUGGUAG